Asparagus officinalis (garden asparagus) is the source of this 683-nucleotide messenger RNA. RefSeq lists its product as uncharacterized. Bases 1 to 459 code for a protein of 152 amino acids. The record is from RefSeq and is a predicted model, not a curated record. The transcript is spliced from 3 exons. Lineage: Eukaryota; Viridiplantae; Streptophyta; Magnoliopsida; Asparagales; Asparagaceae.
AUGUGGAUAGCUGACAGUGCUACAAAAAAUGGGCAGGUGAAAGCUGAUAAAUAUGUUGAAAGGAAAUGCUUUGACCGUCAUAGUUCUCCACAAACACCAAUAUCCAAUCUGGAAGCUCAGAAUUCUCUGGAAUGUAGUUCUGAGUGCCCUGUGACUUAUGGUAGCCCCGAUGAAAUGGUUAUGAAGGACCUGAACCCUUGUUUGACCCCAUGGUUUUCAAAGACAAAGUCUAAGGAAUAUGAUCAGAUAUCGGGUUAUGAUUUUCCAAGCAAGAAUAGGUCAUUUAAGAACAGUGCAGAAUUUAGCCCGAAUUUUUCCAGUUGUCGUGAUGGAAUUUUGUCAAAGAGUUCAGAACACUGUCAGCAACCUAGGCAUUGCUUUAGCACUGCUCGAAAAAUAUACAAGUCAGAUGAAAGUAAGUGUUCCACUGGAAAGCUGAAACUCCAAAAUAUGUUUUGAAAGUCGUCCUUGCUGUUGUAGCCUUUAGUUCCUGGAGGGGUGGCACUGGCAGUUUGUUUUUACUCAUCUUGUUGAGUUUCUAUUCGCAUGUAACAAUUGAAUUUUACAUCUGUAAAAGGAACAUCAUAUUGCCAAGAUAUUGGGGAGCAAUGUAUGUGUAAUGGAGCAGGUGAGCUUCAGACUAAAUCUUUUAGUCAUCUGAUCGGGUUAAUUGCACUUUAAUC